Silurus meridionalis is the source of this 4860-nucleotide messenger RNA. It is a transcript of the gene myom2b, whose product is annotated as myomesin 2b. The transcript has 36 exons. The record is from RefSeq and is a predicted model, not a curated record. The coding region runs from base 94 to 4335 and encodes 1413 amino acids. Gene Ontology annotation, molecular function: protein binding. Lineage: Eukaryota; Metazoa; Chordata; Actinopteri; Siluriformes; Siluridae.
ACGGACUCCCAGGCGAGUUGAGUCAGAUGUGUGUGUGUAUGUGUGUAAAGCACUGCUCUCUACUCUGCCUGGGCUCUUUUCCGGUACUCAAACAUGGCUGCAGCUGUUGCCAAACACAAGCAUUUCACUCACGACUAUCAUAUUAAGCAGUCGAGAUACGCGGUUAAGGAAUACUCCAGCUCUGCAGUCGAAGAAGUGAGAUAUGAAUACCGAACAGAGAAGAACAUCCGGAAUGUGGUGCAGAAGAAGAUUCCAGAAAAGUACAUCCGUGAAUCAUCUAUGAUUAGAGGCCCCAGGUUCCUGGUGAGGCUCAGGUCACAUACCGUGUUUGAAAACACUUCUGUGAAGCUGUGCUGCACCGUGGAAGGCUACCCGAGCCCACAAGUCAAAUGGUUCAAGGAUGAUGUCCUGAUUGAUAUUUCUUCUGGAAAAUACUUUGUGGAGAGCAAUGCUGGGAUCCACUGCCUGAACAUCAUCAAGUGUGGGAUUGAUGACACUGCUCAGUAUACGGCCGUUGCCGUUAAUACUCACGGCCAGGCCUCCUCUCAGGCUGCAGUGAUUGUCAAGAGGGCCAAAGAUGAAGAGAAAGUCAUCCCCUUUUCUUGGAUGCCUUAUGAAUACUCAAUUUUGCCAGAGAUUAAAUAUACAAAGAUCAACAUCACUUUUCUGGAGACGUUCGAUGUGGUAUUCGGUAAAGAGGAGGAGUGUGUGACUCUCUCCUGUAAGAUGACUAUCAGCCCCAAUCUUGCCAAUCUGCAGCCCGAAGCCCGUUGGUACAGAGACGAGCACCUUUUGAAGGAGUCGAAGUGGGUGAAAAUGGAGUCUGGUGGAGGUGUCGCUAAGCUCACACUGACUCACCUCGCCAAGGAUGAUGAGGGCCUUUAUACCCUGCGCAUGGUGACCAAAGGAGGAGAUGCAGUGCACAAGGCUUACGUCUAUGUGGAAGAUGGCCCCCCUCCAGUUCCUUUGGCCCCUGGAGCCCCCAUGGACAUUAAGAUCCAUGAUGCCAACAGGGAUUAUGUCAUUAUUUCCUGGAAGCCACCCAACACGACCACCGAGGGCCCCAUCAUUGGAUACUUUGUUGAUAGAUGCGAGGUCGGAACCGAAGACUGGGUACAGUGUAAUGAGUCUCCCAUUAAGAUCUGUAAAUACCCCGUGUCCGGCCUGUUCGAGAGUCACUCCUAUUAUUUCCGUGUGCGUGCUGUUAACGCUCGUGGCAUCAGCAGACCUUCCAGAAUGUCUGAACCUGUCGCUGCCGUGGAUCCUUCUGAGUUUGCCAGACUUCAGGCUACAAGACUUGGGGGAAAACUUGAUGUUGUUACGUAUCACGAUGAACUUGAAGCUGAGGGAACAGCUCCUGGAGCUCCAUCCAAUGUCUGCGCUUCUGAGACUGAUCGAACGUAUGUUGUGCUCAGCUGGAAGGCCCCAGUGUACCACGAUAGAGCCCCCAUGUGGUACUACAUCGAGAAGACUCUGGUUGGCAGUAACUCCUGGCAGAGGGUGAACACUCAAGUGCCAGUGCGUUCGCCGCGCUACGCCGUCUUCAACCUGGCCGAAGGGAAGGAGUACCUGUUCCGCGUGCUCUCGGCCAACAUGUACGGCAUCAGUAAGCCUUCCGAGCCCACGGGGCCCAUCAAGACUCAAGAGCUGCGUGGUGUUCCUUCGGCUCCUGGUCAGGUUGUGGCCACAAGAGAAACCGAUACAUCUGUUCUGAUCCAGUGGGCCCCUCCAAAGGAGCCUAAUAACCUCAUCGGCUAUUAUAUUGACUUGUGUGUUAAAGGAUCAAAGAACUGGGUCUCUGCCAACCACAAGCCGCACAACAAGACAGAGUUUGUCGUUCACGGCCUUAAAACCGGUGAGUCGUACGUGUUCCGCGUGCAGGCCAUUAACGAGCUGGGUCUCAGCGAGGAGUCUCAGGAAUCGGCACCGCUGACUGUCAAAGCCGCUCUCAAGCUUCCCUCGAUUCCCUACGACAUCGCGCUCCUCCACUGUGAUGGCCAGUCCAUGGUACUCAACUGGAAGCGUCCUGUCCGCUGCGGGGGUGCCGACAUCAAAUCCUAUUACAUCGACAAAUGCAAUGUAGCUAAAAAAGUGUGGCAUGAGGUCAACGUCCCACCCAUUAAGGAGAGACUAUACAAGGUUCCAAACUUGACUUCUGGUGCAGUUUAUCAGUUCAGAGUUUAUGGUGCUAAUGUAGUUGGCUUGGGUGAUGCAUCUGCUCCAUCUGCUCCAUUCAAAUGUGAGGCGUGGAACAUGCCUGAGCCAGGUCCAGUCUAUGACCUGAGCGUCACUGAGAUCAGAGAUGACUCUCUGGUUGUGGAGUGGAAGCCUCCUGUUUACAGCGGUGCCAGCACCAUCACUGGGUACUAUGUGGACAAAUGCAAGGCAGGUACUGACACCUGGACCACUACUAACGCCAGCGCUGUGAACCACUGCUACCUAAAGGUGAAUGACUUGGAGAUGGGAUCAACGUACGUUUUCCGUGUGCGUGCUGAGAACGCCCAGGGCAUUGGAAAAGCUUCAGUGUCCUCUGACCCAGUGUGUGCCAAGGCACUUCCAGGUGCUCGGGAAAUCAAGUGCGGAGUGAACAAGGAGACUGGGGAUAUUUAUCUGUCUUUCGAGAGCUGUCAAAUCUCAGAGAAAUCCCAGUUUGUGUGGAAGAAGUCCUAUGAAGAAAUCACCGAUUUCUCCCAAGGAAUUGCAGUUAAAACCACAGACAGUUGCUCGACUCUGUUGUUCAAGAACCCAGACAAAGAAGACGUGGGCGUUUACUCCAUUUCUGUCACCCACACCGAUGGAGCUUCAGCCAGUUAUAAAAUCUCAUCAGAAGAGCUCACGAAAAUGCUGGCGCUCAGCCACGAGAUCCGCCAUCCGAUUAUUCCUCUGAAGACCGAGCUGGCAUACAAAAUUUUGGAGAGGGGUCGUGUGCGCUUAUGGCUGCAAGCUGAGAACAUCUCCUCUGCUGUGACCUACAAAUUUUUCGCCAAUAACAAGGAGCUUGUCAACUGCGAGCAAACUAAAAUGAAACACGACGUAGCCACGGGCAUUAUUGAGAUGGUGCUCGAUCACUUCACCCAGGACAAUGAGGGGACGUUCACCGUGCAGAUUCAGGAUGGAAAAGGAAAAGGCCAGUCCUCUUUAGUGCUAAUUGGAGAUGCUUUCAAGGCAGCUCUGGCUGAGGCGGAAUAUCAGAGGAGGGAGUACAUCCGUGUGAAAGAGGGACCUCAUUUCAGCCAGUUCCUGUCUGUUCAGGUUGGCGAGGAUGCCAGUGUCAGCAUCAUCUGUAAGGUGGCUAAUCUAAAGAAAGAGUCUGCAUUCCACUGGUUUAAGAACGACGUGGAGGUGAUACCUGACGUGCCCGCUGACCUGAGCUCCGGAGCCUGUAAACUCCCCCUGUCUCUGUUCUCCAAGAAGGAUGUGGGUGUGUACAAAGCAACGAUCAGUGAUGACCGAGGAAAAGAUGAGUCUCAUGUUGAUAUUUCUGGGAAAGUCUUUGACAACAUCAUUAGCCAGCUCUCGCGUAUCGCUGGGUCCAGCGCGUCCGAGUUGGUGAUCCAGUCAACUGCUGAGGGCAUCAUGCUGCAGUGCCAUAUGAAAUAUUACACAGAGGAAAUGAAGAUCAACUGGUUGCACAAGGAGAAGAAAAUCACUUCAUCUGAAAGGAUGCGUGUUGGUGGUAUGCCAGCUAUGGCUAAUCUGGAGAUAGUCGAACCUACUGAAAAGGAUAAAGGAGUAUAUUCCUUUGUGAUGACAGACACAGAGAAGACGUACACUCGCACUUUUGAACUGUCUGGGCAAGUCUACGACAAUGCCUACGCAGAGUUCCAGAGACUCAAAGCGGAAGCAUAUGCUGAAAAGAAUCGCGGCAAAGUCAUUGGCGGGCUUCCUGAUGUUGCAACCAUCAUGGAAAAGAAGACCCUGAGCCUGACCUGCACAGUUUGUGGUGAACCGAAACCACAAAUCACCUGGUUCAAGAAUGACCAGGAGGUGGAACCAGGCGACCAAUACUCGAUCUCGCUGGACUCGGGCAAGUUCGCCAGUCUCACUAUCAAGGGCGUGAGUUUAGACGACUCAGGCAAGUUUACCAUGUGCGUGCAGAACAGAUACGGUGGCGAGUCAGUGGAUGUCAUUGUCAGUGUCUACAAGCACGGCGAUAGGAUGCCUGACAUCAAGCCUUCACCUGCACCUAAGAAAAUAUUACCCCCAACUCUGCCGAUUGUUCUCCCUACCCCCAAGGCGACUAGCCCCACCCCUGCACCUGCCCCCGCCAAGACCACAUCCUUAGGUGCCAAAUCAGCUGGCAUGAAGUCCCCAGCUCCUUCCAGGAGGAAGUAAACUGUCCUAUUCGUGACAAAAAGAAGCAGCAGGAAACAGAAUACUGGUACAUUGAAAGUUACAUUAAAAAAAAGAUGCCAUUUUUCAUCAUUGAAGUUGUUUGGAUUUAUAGGAUCUAAAAAGUAAAGUUAAAUAAAUAAAAGUGAAAAUUUAGAAGAUGGGGGACAGGGUAUAUUAGAUUCCUUUCCCACUGCCCACAAAAUGAAGUGCUUAACCGUUUGGCAUCUGGCUUACUUAAGCUGUGUGGGUUUCUAAUGGAUUUGGCCGUCUCUGCCUGGAGGUCCUUUGGUGAAAAAUGGCCAGUGUUUUGAUGUUUAUUCUAUUUAUCUCUAUUUUUUCAAAAGCUUGCACUUUCAGUCAGGUGGUGGAAUCUUGAGGCAUUUGGAUGGAUGGCCCACAGAGUGCUGGGUUUCUGCUACAGCACUUCAGAUAAUCCUCUUCUCCUCCAUUGUUCUCUCCUUUCCUCACCUUCAUGACCUUCUGCCUGCAUUUGUGUUAUUAAAAAAGGUGUAGUAAUCAUUUUCA